This is a messenger RNA of Aspergillus oryzae RIB40, 1116 nucleotides long. Its product is annotated as Gfo/Idh/MocA family protein. The record is from RefSeq and is a predicted model, not a curated record. The transcript has 3 exons. The coding region runs from base 1 to 1116 and encodes 371 amino acids. Lineage: Eukaryota; Fungi; Ascomycota; Eurotiomycetes; Eurotiales; Aspergillaceae. Gene Ontology annotation, molecular function: nucleotide binding.
AUGAGCGCCGAAGAGUUUUCCAGACAUUCGUGGACCCGACUUCCACGCAGAACAAGCUGCGAUUUCGCCAAAGACCUCCUCAUCGACCCAUCAACAAAGGGUGCCCACGAUGUCACCCACAACCUAGUCGCCGUCGCAUCAUCAACCUCAUUGCAAAAGGCUCAAGACUUCCUCUCUGCUGUGAAUGCACCACCCAGUACAGCCGCUUACGGAUCCUACGAGUCCCUUCUCGCAGACCCUACUGUUGAAAUUGUCUACAUCUCCACGCCGCAUUCGCAUCAUUACCAAAAUGCCCGCGCCGCUCUACUUGCGGGAAAGCAUGUCUUACUUGAAAAGGCAUUUACCGUUAAUGCAGCACAAGCACGCAUUCUCGUUCAGCUCGCUCGGGAGAAGAAACUGUUUCUGAUGGAGGCGAUGUGGACGCGUUUCUUCCCGCUCACGUUGUAUGUUAGACAGCUUAUAAAAGAUGGGGCGAUUGGAACUGUACAGCGAGUGGUUUCGGAUCGAAAUUUAGGGAGGGAUAUUGAGACGCUCUACGGAACGGAGCAUCGAUUGGUGAAUCCUGCGCUGGCGGGUGGAGCUUUGCUUGAUUUGGCCAUAUACCCCCUAACAUGGAUCUUUCAGAUCCUACACCAUGAUAGUCCACCAGCGUCUGGUACUUCCAAGCCAGCACCACACGUUUCUGGCUCCCUGGUCAAAUAUGCACCGACAGGGGUAGAUGAAACCGCUACUGUUAUCGUCACCUUUCCAGAAAGUAAAACACAGGGUGUAGCGACCGCCAGUCUUCGGGUCGCUUCAGACCCAACCGACCCCGGGGUCCGUAUAUUUGGGGAUAAGGGCCAGAUACAGAUUUUUGGACCUGCUGCGCGGCCAUUGAGCAUUGCGGUUGUUACAUAUGGGGAAGGGGGUCCAGAGGUAGUGGAGAGGAAGGAUUUUGAAAUUCCAGUUGGACACGGAUUGUUCUGGGAGGCGGAUGCCUGUGCUCGAUACUUGGCUAAGGGGGAGACCGAGUCAGAUGUCAUGCCGCUGGAUGAGACGCUGCUAAUUAUGGACGUCAUGGAUAGGGUACGAGAGGAGAAUAGUUUGAGGUAUCCUGCGGAAGUCGAGGGGCACUAA